This is a messenger RNA of Coturnix japonica (Japanese quail), 743 nucleotides long. It is a transcript of the gene PTGES3L, whose product is annotated as prostaglandin E synthase 3 like. Gene Ontology annotation, biological process: protein folding; chaperone-mediated protein complex assembly. The record is from RefSeq and is a predicted model, not a curated record. Gene Ontology annotation, cellular component: nucleus; cytosol. Lineage: Eukaryota; Metazoa; Chordata; Aves; Galliformes; Phasianidae. Gene Ontology annotation, molecular function: protein-folding chaperone binding; Hsp90 protein binding.
CAACAGAGCGGCCCCCCCCCGGCGCGAGCUGCAGAGCGCCCCCUGCAGGAGCGGCGGAACCACGGGGACAAGCGGCCGGGGGUCCCGGGGGUCCGACGUGGUGCGCGCGGACAUGGCGAGGCAACACGCCAAGACACUGUGGUACGACCGGCCGCGGUAUGUGUUCCUGGAGUUCUGUGUGGAGGACAGCACGGAUGUCCAGGUCGUCAUCGAGGAUCACCGAGUGGUGUUCAGCUGUAAAAACGCAGACGGAGUAGAAUUCUACAAUGAGAUCAACCUGUACGCCAGAGUGAACUCCAAGGACUCACGAGAGAAGCGCUCUGACCGCUCCAUCACAUGCUUUAUGAGGAAGUGGAAGGAGAAAGUGGCCUGGCCCCGCAUCACCAAGGAAAACAUCAAGCCAGCCUGGCUCUCCGUUGACUUUGACAACUGGCGAGACUGGGAAGGGGAUGAGGAGGUGGAGAGGGCCAUGGUGGAGGAGUAUGCAGAGCUCCUGGAGAAGGUGACGGACAAAGCCCCCCCUCCGACCAUGGAUGACCUGGAUGACGAUUGAAGCUCCUCGGACACAGCGCGGCCCCGCAGCGUGCAAAGCAACGAGCCGGGACACGGGCGAGGAAAGCGGAGCCCCGAAGAACGACGCCGGUUUGCGGCAGAGCGCGGCGGGCCCCGGACCCGGCGGCGGGAGCUGCGGGCUGUGCCGGGACCGGUUACGCGCGGGGCAAUAAACGGGAACCGCUGCCGGA